CAAUCUGUCUGAGAAAGUUUCACAGUCCCUACCUUUGUCUAGCUGGUAAGAUAUCCCUUUUUUUAUUCAAUAGACCUUCUCCAGGAAAUUGAGCAUCUCGACUUCCAAUUCUAGAUCCUGUUAUGUCUUGAAAAGCACUGUGAACUAACUGAGUAAAAGUGAGGAAAAGGUUCAAGUUUUGGACCUGUGCCACCAUGUCCUUCUUGCAGCAGACCCUCUAUCUGGGCUUUGCAGAUGAUUCGACCCAACUCAAUCAGGGCACUGUGACUCCCUACCCGCAUUUCAGUGCCGAUGGGGAUGCAGGCAUCUUGGAUAAGGCCAUCAAGGCCAAAGGUGUAGAUGAGAACACCCUCAUUGAUGUGCUGGUGAAGAGGAGCAACGCCCAGAGACAGCAGAUCAAAGCUAGCUAUCAAAAGGCUAGUGGCAUGCCUCUGGAGACUGCCCUGAAGUCAGCCCUAAAUGGAGAGCUGGAGGAGGUGGUUCUGGCACUGCUCAAAACGCCAGCCCAAUAUGACGCCCAACAGCUCAAACUGGCCAUGAAGGGAUUGGGCACAGAUGAGGAUACUCUGAUUGAGAUUCUGGCCUCCAGGACCAAUAAAGAGAUCAAAGAGAUAAAGAAAGCCUAUCAGGAAGAAUACAAAAACGAGCUGCAGAAUGACAUCAAGUCUGACACAGGCGGAGACUUCAGAAAUGCUCUGCUCUCGCUCUGCAAGGCUACUAGGAAUGAGGACUUCAUCGUGAACCAGGAACUUGCUGAAAGUGAUGCCAAGGCCCUGUAUGAGGCUGGAGAGAAGAAGAAGGGAACGGACUGCUCUGUCUUCAUAGACAUUCUGACCACCAGAAGUGCUCCUCAGCUCCGCCAAGGGUUUGAGAAGUACUUCAAGUACAGUAAGGUGGAUGUGACAAAGGCUAUCGACCUGGAACUGAAGGGAGACAUUGAGAACUGUCUGACUGCCUUGGUGAAGUGUGCUGGAAGCAAGCCUGCUUUCUUUGCUGAGAUUCUCAACUUGGCCAUGAAGGGUAAAGGAACCAGGACCAAGAUUCUGACCCGUAUCAUGGUGAGCCGUUCUGAAGUGGACAUGGCCCGGAUCAAACAAGCGUACCAGAAGACGUUUGGGAAAACCCUCUACCAGGAUAUUCUGAAUGACACCAAUGGCGACUAUGAGAAGAUCCUACUGGCCUUGUGUGGAAGUGACAGCUAACUUUCUCUCCUCUCUCACCUAGCAAGAAUGGCAUUCGCACCAUUUUAGAAAACUGUACAUGAAACAUUACCCUCCAAUGCCUCAAUGUGCACUUCCCAAAAUAUAAUGGUUCAUGACAAAUAUCUGAAAUGGCAGUCCUGAUGUAUUUUUGCUAAAUGCUAACAGCAAUAAGCAGUUAGUAUGUUAAGCAGCAUUGCAUAAUUUAGCCUAGCUUCAGUAGACUUGGUGAUCUAUUCCAUAGUGCAAUAUAUCACACACUUAACCAUGUGUGCCAAGAAUAUACAGUGGCAUUGUACCCUGGUUGAAUAACUGGUCCUUUGUGAAAAUAAAGCUUUAUGUGGAUCCAAA
This is a messenger RNA of Salvelinus sp. IW2-2015, 1550 nucleotides long. RefSeq names its product annexin A1-like. Gene Ontology annotation, cellular component: cytoplasm; plasma membrane. NCBI's taxonomy places the organism in Eukaryota, Metazoa, Chordata, Actinopteri, Salmoniformes, Salmonidae. The record is from RefSeq and is a predicted model, not a curated record. Gene Ontology annotation, molecular function: calcium-dependent phospholipid binding; phospholipase A2 inhibitor activity; cadherin binding involved in cell-cell adhesion. Gene Ontology annotation, biological process: prostate gland development; positive regulation of T-helper 1 cell differentiation; arachidonate secretion.